AUUUGUGCAGUAUAUGGGUCCACGUAUGUUUCUGUGCCUGCGGGCAUCAUAUAAAUAGUUGUGUUAGUGCAUGAUGCAGCAGCUGGGGAAUACAUCCAGCUGUAAACAGAACAGAGUGCUCCCUCUCUCUCCUGCUCCUCUCUCUCCCCUCCCUCCCUCUCCGUCUAUCCAUCUUUCUAUCUGUCCUCCUGACUGCAGUCUGCAUACAGUGCCACACUACAACUGCUGCUGCUGCUGUGAUACAAGCCAGUGGGAGGAUCAGCUUCUUCUGUUUUUCCUCAAAAAAAAAGGGAAGAAAAAAAUGACGAGACGUCUUCCUGAAGCUGCUGCAGCAGAGGUGGACUUGGCUUCCAAUCUCCUGCAUUGCAUAAUAUUUCCCCUCUGUUCAGACAGAUAAGAUAGACAAAAAGAAGGAGCUCUGGACAACAAGGAUUCGGGGACCGAAGAUACAGAGAAGAGGACAGAAAAGAGCCAUAGUAGAGUGAGGGGGUGUGGAUGAUAUCAGAUCAAAAACAGAGGAGGAGAGAUUGAAUGGCAGAGGGGGGUGUGAGACAGAUGAAACAGAAGAUAGAGUGAGUCACACCGCAGUAGAAUGAGUGUUCGAGAGAAAUACAGAGCCAAGAAGCAUUUAAGCUACCACCCUUUUGCACAGCACUCAGGAUCCAUCGCUUUCUGAAGAGGAAAGAAGAGGAAGCCACCGUGGAGGCGCGAAGGAGAAGAAGAAGGGGGGCUGAGGAGGAGGAAGCCAGAGGUUCUACACACAAGAUGGCUGCUGUGUCCUCUGCCUCUGACACUGGUGACCCCAGGGGCCGCCAACCCCCUGAACGCAGACUGCUGAUCUUGGGGGGCCCACAGUGUGGCAAGACCUCCACCGUCAACACCAUCUUGGGGGACGAGGUCUUUGACGCAGGAACAGAGACAACUCACAGCAAUGUGGGCCACACAGAGAUGUACGGCCGACGUGUCACUGUGGUUGACACCCCUCCAUGGACCAUCCCAGCUGACCCGGAGGACGAUGCAGAAGAAAACAACGACAAUGCUGGCGCUGAGUCGGACUCUCCGCCUCGCGCUCCACCAAGCCUGGACAGUGAGGGGCCGUGUAUGGGGGCCAUUCUGUGCCCGCCUGGUCCCCACGUGAUACUGCUGGUGGUCUCUGUCACCCAGCCCUUCACUGACACCCACAGGAGGGCUGCAGACGAGCAACUAGGGGCCCUGGGUGGAGGGACCUGGAGGUACUCCAUGGUGCUCUUUACUGGGGUGGACAAGCUACCCAAAGGUGUCUUCAUUGAGGAGCACAUAUCAAACACUGGAGAGGCCCUGCAGUGGUUGGUGGAGAGAUGUGGAAGCAGGUACCAUGCCUUUGAUAACACUCGCAAAGAGACAGAGGAUAACACGCAGGUGCCUGAGUUGAUGGAAAAGGUGGAGGAGAUGAUCACCGACAACCAAGGCUGGUACUUUGAGGUGAAUGAGCUGAUUCUACUGGAGGAGGAGCAGGCGAGGAGAGCACUGGAGGAGGAGAGGAUGAGGAUGGAGGAGCACGCCAGACAGAGGGAGCAGAUGAUCGGAGGACCUCCCAGAGAGUUAAGGUUGCUGUUGUUGGGUUGGAAGGGUGUUGGAAAGAGCUCAGUGGGGAACUCCAUCCUGGGCCGCCGGUACUUUGAGUCGGGCCAGGAGACUGAUCUGUGCCUCAGGAGGCAAGCGCUGGUGUCAGGCCGCCGGGUCACCAUCGUGGACACCCCAGGGUGGGACUGGUUCUCGGUGAGGCGAACGCCAAAGCGCAUCCGCCAGGAGUCCCAGCGGGGAGCUGCCCUGCUACGUCCUGGCCCCCACACGCUGCUGCUGGUCCUCCCGGUCGUGUCAUCCCUCACGGCCAGAAAGAGGCGAACACUCCUGGCCCACUUAGAGGCUCUGUUUGGUGACGACGCUUGUCUCCACACCAUGGUGCUCUUCAGCUGCGGCGAUUGGCUGGGUUGCACGCCCAUCGAAGAGCACAUUCUUCGAGGCGGGCGGGAGCUGCAGAGACUACUUGAAUACUGUGGGAACUAUUACCACGUCCUGGACAGUAAGACCCCCGGCAAAGACAGGAGUGUGUCAGUCCUCCUGGAUAAGAUAGAGGAGAUGAUCAGGGAGAACGGUGACAAGGCCUUCCUCCCCAUACAGGUUGAGUGGUUGAGUGAGGAGAGCUCUUACUCCUCUGACAACACCGAGCCGGAGGAUGACUGUCGAGGAUGCCAGCUGCAGUGAUACAAUCACACUAAAAGGAAAGCGGUCCAGACUCUGUAUCAGAGUUGUGAGUCUCCGAAAAAGGCCCAAACAUCACCUCAUGUAACUCUAACCUCAUCUCUUUCCACCUCUGUGAAGUUUGCGGGUGAACAAAUAUGCUUGGAGCAGGCGUCUCGUCAUGAGUUGCUCUUUGUUAGGAAGCAAAAAAAGAACUGGACUCGCUGGUCACUGAGCAAAGCUCGACCUGGACUGACAGUCACAACCUCAUCUGAGACUAAACGUUUAGAACACCACAGCCUCGCGGAGAGAUGUGCUCAUCCCUCCUCAUGAGCAUGCUCAUAGAAAUCAACCGCUGCUAAAGAGAAGCUGAUUCAGCACUACAGAGAAAAGAUUUACUCACCAUUGUGACUCUGUGUUCGCACUGCACUGAUAACAUUUGUAUAACAAGGUGAAAAGUGUACGAAGAUGACGAUGACCUGGUAGAUUUGGGCUCAUGUCUGCAGCAAAUGAGUCACUCUUGUCGAAUAGAAGAUGUUUAAAUGAUUCACGAUCCUAAUUUAUACUAGAAUAUGUGCACAGUGUAAAACAUUACAUUUGGGACGAGGUAAAAGUGAAACGUGAUAACUUCCUGAUCUCCUCAGAGCCAAAUCAAAAUAUUCCUCGUUAGUAAUUGAUGAGUUUGGCUCGCAGAGUCUGAAAUACGGAUUCAUGCCAAUUGCAGAGCUGCAGAUGUGAGUCACAUAUGAAUUAGAAUUGAGUUGUUUUUUUUGUCCUGUGAACGUUUGCAGGAUCUAAAAGAGACUCAACCUUUGCACUUAGGUUGAAACGGGUUACUUUGACUCUCAUGUGCCAAACGCUGAACUGAAGACCGUCAAAAGCAGUAAACAUAUAUAUAUAUAUAUAUAUAUUUUUACCCCCACCUUUACUGUAGCAUUCAUGCUCAAAAGGAGCACUAAAAUAUUGUGGGUCACACUGAGACAAUGUGCGCUCUCAGAUCCCUGUGGAGUUUGCUUGGGCUGGCUCUGCUUCGCUGUUUGUUGUCAUGUAUUUAUUGACAAGGUAAGAUUCAGCAAUGUGCCUCAGCAUCAAAAGCGUGAGAGUGGGAGUCCGGCCCCCCCGCGGCAGGCCAGUAUCCUUUACGCUACUUCAAGCUUUUGCAUGCCACAGCAACAAUAUAACCUCAUGAACCAUUGGAGCUGGCGUAGGGCUUUUAGAACAUUCUUUUCUACAUCCUAGACACAUCUGUUCCUGUCGGCUGAUGUGACAUUUUGAAGAAAAAGAAAAAAAAGAAAAGAAAAGAAGAAAAAGGAAUAGAAUAUACACAUUUAACCAGCUCUCAGAGGCAUGUUAAGUCACCGCAUGCAGAUCAACGAGUGCCUAUAAAAGUUAAAGGCAACCUCACGUGUUACUGCUCUGACUCUCGCUUGAGCAGAUCUAUGUGAAUUUAUGGUACAACAUAACAACCCUCUACCUUUACAACUGCAAAAAACAAAAAAAAACAAAAAGAAAAAGUGGGGGGGAAAAAAGAGAAUUCAAACUUUGGAAGGUACAUGUGGUGAAGCGCUGUCAAGAAUGGGGACAGUUGCAUCUUUCUUUUGUUCGUCAGGCUCCGUGCUCCGGCUAAUCUGAAAUAUAGAGACGAAUGGAGCAUGAAAGGUGUCAAAUCUUAAAUAUGCUGAAGUGCGGAGCCAGAACGUACAAAAGAAAUGUAUAGUUGUUGAAAUCCUUAUGGUCUGGACUGUGUAGUAUGUGAUCGAUACCACUGCCAUGCUGUAAAAUUAGAUUUUAUACAGAUGCUGUAGCCUUUAAAAGAAAACCCUGACACUGCUUUCUCUGUGCUUUACUGACUCUGUGCUUCAUCUCGUGAUGUAGGCUGCUGCAGCACUUCUUAGUGUGGCGAUACGCAUGACUUCCAGUAUUCAUUCGGAGUCUUAGUCCCGCUCCAUCCGUGAACCUGUUGUAUACGCGGUUUGUAUUUACAGUAUAAAAUAUUAAGUUACAUCAUAGGCUUUAAGCAUUUUGCACUGUGUAUCACUUUACUGUAGCCAAAGUGGAGUUAAUUCUUGUGUGGUCCUCUGUACAUGGUGAGAGUGUCAUCAGUACUUUGCUCAUCCCCCAGACAACAAUAAAGAAAAAUAUAUGGA
Molecule: messenger RNA, 4367 nt
Organism: Solea senegalensis (Senegalese sole)
Lineage: Eukaryota; Metazoa; Chordata; Actinopteri; Pleuronectiformes; Soleidae
Product: GTPase IMAP family member 8
Exons: 6
Coding region: 766-2244 (492 amino acids)
Molecular function (GO): GTP binding
Source: RefSeq, a predicted model, not a curated record